AAUUUCCACCGCGCGCGAGUCAUUAAGAGAGCGGGUGGCAGCCAACAGACGGUCAGAGUGUCGCAGUGCGUGAGUGUGUGAGCAUCGAGGACCAUGCUGCCCCUGUCCCAGCAGAUCGCCUGAGCUGAAGGAUCACUAACUACACACUUUGCACAGGACUGUCGAGGAGGUGAAGGACAGAGUGGCCCACCGGUCAGCCCCCCCACCACCGACCAUCCCCAUGAAGGUGCCAAGCGGCAGCGUCGUGUCAAAGACUGUAAUCUUGGGAGACAUGGACUCACUGAUGGAAGGCAACAUGCAACCCAUUCCCCAGUCAGAGAAGCUCAGCAAUGCAGAUGAGAGGGUGGCCCCGCCCACUGAAAACGGGAACAACAGCAACCGAUGGAGCUUCCUGAGAAAAUCCAGGAAGAUUCUGCUGCAUUCCAACAGUUCCAAGACGACCCUAUUCGGACAAUUGCUGUCAAACGUGUGCGACGAAAAUGAGAACCUUCCCAAACCAAUCACAGAAAUGCUGACCCUGCUGCUUAAGAGGGGCUCAACUACAGAAGGUGUCUUCAGGAAGGCGGGGAACAGCAAGUGCCUGAAGGAGCUGAAGGCACAGCUGAAUGAGGGGCUGGACGUCGACAUGGAGACCCAGCCGGUCAUCCUCCUCGCCGCACUCUUCAAGGACUUCCUGAGGGAGCUUCCUGGAAGCUUGCUGGUGGCAGAGCUGUACAAGGACUGGAUGAUGGCCAUGGAGAACAAGGAUGAGGAGCUGAGGUGCAUUGAGGUCAAGAGGGUAACUGACAAGCUGCCAAGACCCAACGCCGUCCUCCUACAGCAUCUGCUCUGUGUGCUCCACCACAUCAGCAAAAACGCCAAUGCAAGCAAAAUGGACGCCCGCAACCUGGCCGUCUGCAUCGCCCCAAACCUGCUCCGGUGUGAUAACCUGGCCGACGUGGGAGAGGUCACAGCCCUUACACAGUUCCUGAUCGAAAACUGCUGUGAAAUAUUUGGAGAACAUGUCCAGAAGCUUCUAGGAGAUCCAGACGAGGAAGAACAGGCAGAUAAUUCAGACCUGCUGUCCUCACAUCAGCAUGACUCCGCCUACGACAGCACUGACCCAGAUGCAGAUGGAGAUGUACAGGGAGCAAAGAGGAAAGAGCAGGCAAGGGAGAUCGAAGACGAUCACCAAUGCAGCCCUCCAAAGUGCAAGGACGACAAACCAUCAAUCCUCAUCUGCUCCUCCAAUGACACCAAGUUUGUCUCCAGGAGAUGCUCAGAACCUUCUCUGUUCCCAUUGGUGGAGAUUAACAACUUGAAAGCCAGGAGCCAUGAUGACUUCUCCAUGGAGAAGGAGGACUUUGCUUUGGAGAACAAUACCCUGAAAAAGCAGAACUCUGACUCUGUCCUGCAGCCUGGCCAAAGCCAGAGACUUCUGGGUCUCCAGAACCUCAGUGGCAUGCUGACUAUACCAAAGGCCACUUCGAGAUCGAAGGAUUGUUCCUAUUCAUCCAAUUGCUCUUUGGAGAGCUCCUUCUCCAACCUGUCAGAGAACUCUGUCUUCACCAGCUCUCCGCUGUCCUCACCUCCCAACUCCCGGAAGUCUAGCUAUGCACGAGAAGAGCUCCAAAAUCAGGAGAAGGAGGUGAAGAGGCGUACGUCCUCCAUCAGGAAUGAGAAGAAGAAACCGACGAGGACCAUGAGCUGGGCUGCCCUUGCCUACAACAGGGGAAGCUUGAAAAAAGGCGAUAGCCAGAAAGAGAUGGCGUUCUCUUGUGAGAUCCUUCAGGAAGACUCACAGAAUGAGACGGAAUCUACCACACCCCCUCCCAGGCCACGCCCUUUGUCAGCCAUUGAGGUUUUCCAGCGAGUGGACAGCAAGAUCCCCGCAAAACCCCCCUCAUAUGAGCAAACCAUCCUUGGACUCCCACUGGGUCGCCGUAUGACGGUGCAGGACGCCUGGAUGAUGGAGCGGAAGUCACGCCCCGCUUCCAUGACAGAGGACCUGCUGGGCUUCUGCUCCAGCAAUAGCUACACGGACUGCUGCCUUCAGACGGGGGCUGCGGAUGUGAGAGACGACACUGGUCUGGCGGAGCAGGCUGUCGUGUAUCGCCAGAGGGCAAUGUCCGAGUCUGUAUCCAAGAGGCAGCCAGAGAGAGUGGUUCACAGGUGCAGCCAGCCCCUGUUUGAGGAGAUGACCUACGCUAAGGAGUCUUACGUCUGACGCCUAGCAGCAGCAGCAUGCUGGCUUACAGCACUCUCUUUCGUAGCAUAGGUUAUAGCCUAACAGCAAGAACAAUGACUUCUUUCGGCACCUUAAAGCUCUGUAAAUAUACUUGGUUUAAAUUUAGCAUAUAAAUGUACUUUUUUGGUUUCAGUAAUAUAAUGUGCAUUUGUAAAUACAGAAGAACCUUUGUAUAUAUUUUGAUCUUUCACCUUAACUACAACCACUUCAUUUCCACUACAUUAAAACAGUAUUACAUUAA
Molecule: messenger RNA, 2468 nt
Organism: Brienomyrus brachyistius
Lineage: Eukaryota; Metazoa; Chordata; Actinopteri; Osteoglossiformes; Mormyridae
Gene: tagapb
Product: T cell activation RhoGTPase activating protein b
Exons: 10
Coding region: 221-2206 (661 amino acids)
Biological process (GO): regulation of Rho protein signal transduction; signal transduction
Molecular function (GO): GTPase activator activity
Source: RefSeq, a predicted model, not a curated record